Messenger RNA from Cynoglossus semilaevis (tongue sole), 2271 nucleotides. RefSeq names its product CUE domain containing 2 (gene cuedc2). Lineage: Eukaryota; Metazoa; Chordata; Actinopteri; Pleuronectiformes; Cynoglossidae. The record is from RefSeq and is a predicted model, not a curated record. Bases 166 to 1017 code for a protein of 283 amino acids. The transcript is spliced from 9 exons.
GACGUAAUAGUGUUUUGAAUUGUGUGGGCCAAAACCUGCGCACAAAUAAAGAUUCUGCACCCACGACUGAGCAGCUUCACCCCUGUGAUAUAUAGGGAUUUUCACAGAUACAUGUCUCCAUAAUUUCAGACACACUUCUACUACACAGAAGAGUAGGAGAGUGCAAUGGAACUCCACAAAAUCAUCCACAGUGCCAUGCACGAAUUUAUUCACGCUUAUAUCCCUGAUGCAGAUCUCAGUGCACUGGAUGAUGUUCUCCUCUCCUACAUCACUGGAGUUCUGGAGGACCUUGGCUCUCCACACAGUGUGGAGGAGAACUUCGAUGUGGAGGUUUUUGCAGAGAUGUUAGAGGCUUACAUCCCUGGAUUUGCUGAAAUUGACAGUGUUAAAGUCUGUGAAAUGAUGUUCAGCCUGGCUUCAAAACUAGCUUCUGCUCGAACAACAGCCGAAGAAGACAGUACUUUACCUAAAUCAGGAAGCGAUGACGUUUCACUAAAACUCACCUCAUUGAGUGUUGACGUUGCAUCAGGGAAAGAAUUGGACUGUAGAGAAUCACAGACAGAGGGCGCCACUGCCAAGCUACCAGUGUCUGAGUGGGAAGCCCAGGAGCAACACCUGCUGGAGAUGUUUCCCAAGUGUAGCGUCUCCGAGGCCCGGAGCGCUCUGUCCAUCGCCAAAGGCGACAUGGAGGAGGCGGUGCGCCUAAUCAUAGAGGGAGACGUCCAACUGAAUCCCACUCCUAAUGUUAAUCAAGGGAAAGGUAUUUCUCACCUUCCUGACCAGAAGCUCAAAGAGAGCAUCCUGGAGAAAUACAUGUUGGUGGACAGCGAGGAGGACAAGAAAACGCACAGACCUGUCGCUCCUAAAGAUGCCCCCAAGAAAUUAGUGCGCUACCACGGCAACCAGGUGGUCACGACGAAAGGCGAGCGAUAUCAACUCGUGAAGAAGAACGAGACGGAGGAAAUGAAGAAGACCUAUGUGAAUCUGAAGCCUGCCAGGAAAUACAGGUUCCAUUGAUGGCAGGAGCAGCAGUGUGAGAGCAGCUACUGACAGUACUGUUUACAGAGAUAACUACGAACUAAAACAUUUACCCUGACAUUGGUUUAGUUUCAUUUACCCCCAGGAACUCGUUUCAUUUGGUGACAGUGGCUUAUUUGAGGACAUUACAUGUAUAUUUUUCAGCCCAUUUGUGUCGCCGUUUAUUUACUUGAGUAACCUCUGGACAUUGUUGAAUCUCGUCUUCUAGUUUGUGCGACGGUGUAACUUAAUGUUUCGUCAUCUCAGCAGGUCUGAUGUUGCACUGAUUGUGUGUUCUUAAACAUUUAUAUUAAAAGUUUGAUUUUAGCAUCUCUCCUUUAUAUGUUAACUUCAAUACACGUUCAUAAUUAUGGUUUAACACUAUAGGAACAAAUGUUUUGGUUUUCCUUUAGUUUUACUGGUGCUGUAAAAUCUUAGCUGCGACAAGUCAUUUUUUCUCUCUGUGCCAAAUUUAUUUAAUGGUCCAGUAACAUUCAAGAUACUUGGCUUAAAUUAUAUAUGAUGCCGAAAAAUGUGUUUUCAAGUAUAUUAUGUGUUCAAAAGAGAUACUUUUUUCUGUUCAUAGCUUUAAAAUAUUGUUUUAAGUACUUUUUGCAAAGGCAUCGUCUUUUUUAGCAGUAAGUGACUGCACAAAACACAAAUUGAUUUAUUUUGAUUUCUGCACUAGCGCCCUCUAUUGCGCCGUGGUCUCUGACGCCAUCACGUGGAGACUUAAAAACCUGCAGCAUGUUUUAAUAAAGAGUAUCUAUUUAGAACGUGUGUAUGUUUUUGUUUAAGUAUCGAUAGUUGGCGCCAAUAUAUUGAUAACAUUCGACAAAUAUCACGAUAUAUCGUAGUACUGAUAUUUUGGCACACCUCUAGGGAGCAGUGUUUACACUGGACUUUCUCUUAUCCCAUCAUGCUUGAGUUGUGUUGUGUUCAUCUUGUUCAUAGGUAACCUGUUGAUUGGAUGAAAAUGAUCUUGGAAAUGUAAAGUAUAUUUAGAUACAUUUUUUCUUAGCCUAGCCUAGCAUCAAAUAAAGCAAGGUUAAGUGAUGACGUGCAGUUAGAAGUCAUGGGACGAACAAUUUGGAAUUAUUUGAUGUCAGAGCAGGUUAUUACGUUAAAUUGUCAAGUUGCUGCUCAUCUUUCAAACGGCACUCGCUUUAUUUUUGAUACAAAUAUUUAGAUUUGCAGAAUGAUGUUUUUGGUCAUCUGACUGAUGUGACUGUAAUGGUUGAGUUUUACUUCAUU